Penicillium canariense is the source of this 489-nucleotide messenger RNA. RefSeq lists its product as uncharacterized. The transcript has 2 exons. Bases 1 to 489 code for a protein of 162 amino acids. Lineage: Eukaryota; Fungi; Ascomycota; Eurotiomycetes; Eurotiales; Aspergillaceae. The record is from RefSeq and is a predicted model, not a curated record.
AUGGCCAAGUCAAUUCGUGUGCGCCAUGAGACCCGGCGCCUCCACCACUGGCCCGAGAUCCAGCUCAACAUCUGGCUUAUCGUCGUGCUCUCCGCCUCGGCAACAUGCCUCGGGAUAUUCUCCUGGUUCAUGGUGGUGCAGUCGCAGAUGCAGCUGGGCACACCAUGGCUCUUCCCAUACAUGGUCGUCACCAGUGCCCUCGGCGUGUUCUUCUUUUUCUUAGUUCAGAUCCUCGUCGCACGUGGCCCCUUACUCCCAGGCAUUCUGAUCGUCGGCAGCUUUAUUCUCUUCGUCCUCUGGCUGACAGGGCUCGUGGAGACCGCGCUGCAGCUGUACGGCGUGUCCGGCAAUGUGAAUGAUAACUGUCAGAUCUGGGUGGUGGAGAAUGAGUCCCGGGGGAACAACAUCAAUACCCUGGCAUGGCUGACCCAAAGUACGAUCUGUGAGUUCCCCUGUUCCUGGAUCCCGGAGGGCAUCGCGUCUGACUAG